AACCACGACCUGACAGGAGCGAGGCGUGGCGACGGAGUGGGAAUGUGACCGCGGAGACACUCAACUGUCAGUGUGAGCUCAGCUCAGAGAAGAAGGAGAAGAAGCAGGAGAAGCUGAAACACUGAUCCCAUCUGCUCAGUAGAAAUGUCCCAGCAGCAGCAGCAGAACGGGGUGUCGCACCGGGGGAAGGUCCUUACUCUGGACAACAUGAACCCCAACGUCAAGCGGGUCGAGUACGCGGUGCGGGGCCCCAUUUUCCUGCGGGCCGUGGAGAUAGAGAAGGAGCUGAGAGAGGGAGUCAAGAAACCAUUCACAGAAGUUCUCAAGGCGAACAUUGGCGAUGCUCAGGCGAUGGGUCAGAAACCUCUCACGUUUUUCAGACAGGUCUUGGCUUUAUGUUCUUACCCUGAGCUCAUGGAGGACAGCAAGUUUCCAGUGGACGUAAAGCAAAGAGCGCAGCGUAUUCUCAGUGCGUGUGGCGGCCACAGUAUAGGAGCGUACAGUUCUAGCCAGGGGAUCGAGUGCAUCCGUCAGGAUGUGGCGCGCUACAUAGAGACGAGAGAUGGUGGAACCCCGUCCAGCCCUGACAACAUCUUCCUCUCCACUGGGGCCAGUGAUGCCAUCGUGACCAUGCUGAAGCUGCUGAUGUCCGGCGAGGGCCACGAUCGCACAGGAGUGAUGAUCCCCAUCCCCCAGUAUCCUCUGUACUCGGCUGCCCUGGCUGACCUGGGCGGGGUGCAGAUCAAUUAUUACCUGAAUGAGGACAAGUGUUGGGCGUUGGACAUUGCAGAACUCAGGAGAGCCAUCAGUGCAGCCAGGCAGAACUGCAGCCCCCGUGUCCUCUGCAUCAUUAACCCGGGAAACCCUACGGGUCAGGUGCAGACCAGGCAGUGCAUUGAAGACGUGAUACGGUUUGCCAAAGAGGAGCGCCUCUUCCUCCUGGCUGAUGAAGUUUACCAGGGUAACGUGUACUCAGAGGGCAGUGAAUUCCACUCCUUUAAGAAGGUUUUGUUUGAGAUGGGACCAGAAUACUCUAGCACAGUGGAGUUGGCCUCCUUCCACUCCACCUCCAAAUGCUACAUGGGAGAAUGUGGAUUCCGUGGAGGUUACAUGGAGGUGAUUAACUUGGACCCUAUGGUGAAGGCUCAACUCCUUAAACUGGUGUCGGUGCGUCUCUGUCCCCCCGUCCCCGGGCAGGCUCUCCUGGACUUGGUGGUCAACCCACCACAGCCUGAUGAGCCCUCCCAUGCCACAUUCAUGAAGGAAAAGACGGAAGUGUUGGCAGCUUUGGCAGAGAAGGCCAGGUUAACGGAACAGACCUUCAACACAGUACCUGGCAUCACGUGUAAUCCAGUCCAGGGGGCCAUGUACACUUUCCCCCGCAUCACUAUACCACAGAAGGCCAUCGACAAGGCCAAGGAGUUAGGUCAAAUCCCAGACAUGUACUACUGUAUGAGGCUCCUGAAUGAGGAGGGCAUCUGUCUGGUACCAGGUAGUGGCUUUGGGCAGAGAGAGGGAACGUUCCACUUCAGGAUGACCAUCUUGCCACCCACUGAGAAGCUGAAGAUUGUGCUGCAGAGGAUCCGCGAGUUCCAUCUGCGCUUCACACAGGAGUUUUCGUAGCGAUGCGAAAACUAACUCUUUCAGUGCCUUCACCUUUAAGUGCAUUUGAGCCCGUAUCCCGUCAGUGAAGAAACUUAGAUGUCUUGUUUAGACAGCAAGUCAAAAAAUGUGCAAUCAAAGCUUUCCUGCCCUUUAUAUGAAGCAUGCAAUGAUGUCCUGAUUAUCAGUACUUGAGGUGGUACUACUUGAGGUAGUAUCACAUGGCCAAAUUUGUCAGGUUUAGGUUUUAGAUCCAUUUCAGGUGCCUUUCUCCCCUGCAAUGUUGUUUCUCUUGUGUCACAGUCAUGUUACGUGAUUCUUUGAUUUAUGACUGACUAGAGUUUUUAAAGUAAUGAGAGAGACCAAGUACUGACAAGGAAAUCCUCAAUUAAAUGAAGACAUAUGUAAUACUAAUGUUCAAAAUGAAAUUAAACUUUUAGAAUUUCUAAAAACA
Messenger RNA from Solea senegalensis (Senegalese sole), 2056 nucleotides. RefSeq names its product alanine aminotransferase 2-like. Gene Ontology annotation, biological process: biosynthetic process. The transcript is spliced from 12 exons. The record is from RefSeq and is a predicted model, not a curated record. The coding region runs from base 145 to 1623 and encodes 492 amino acids. Gene Ontology annotation, molecular function: pyridoxal phosphate binding; L-alanine:2-oxoglutarate transaminase activity. NCBI's taxonomy places the organism in Eukaryota, Metazoa, Chordata, Actinopteri, Pleuronectiformes, Soleidae.